AUGGGGACAGCCAAGAACAACCACACUGUACUGAAACUUCCCCUCCUUGACAAACCCAAGACACAGAAAAACUAUGCCCAACCUGAGGUUCUGUGUCACACCUUUGAGACCCUGUCUAACCUUCACAAACUGCUGCCAAAUCAUAUGAUGGAGACACUCUACUUCUACAAGAGGGAAGAGGACAAACAAAAUUGUCGGAAUUCUGAAUUCUCUGGCUUAGAAAGGAUUUUAGCAAGACAUCAGUUUCCAAAAGAGAUUAAUCUGACUCCCAAUCCAAGUAGCAUGCCCCUGUGGAGAAGAAAAUGCAUCAACAAUGCAAAUCGUGGGUGGAAGAAAUGUCAAUUGUGGAAUAAAAGCCUUGAGGAACCUCCAAUGUCAACCAUAGUUGUCAGAUGGUUGAAAAAGAACAUGCAACCCGCCGAAGACCUCCAGUCAGUAGUCCAGAGGCUGUCAGUGUUUGGGCCAAUUAAGUCAGUCACCUUCUGUGGACGGCAAAGUGCUAUCGUGGUGUUCGAAGACCUGACUUCAGCUUGUAAUGCUGUGAAUGCUUUUCAAAGCAGGACCACAGGCACAAUGUUUCAGUGUUCCUGGCAACAGCGUUUCAUGUCAAAAGAUGUAAGACUCGCUACGACCAAAAACCUCUGUAGAUUCUUGUUUUACAUGUCAUUUGUUUUUCACCAGGGCUUUAGUGAAGUAGGAUAA
Messenger RNA from Puma concolor (puma), 702 nucleotides. RefSeq names its product testis expressed protein 56. The record is from RefSeq and is a predicted model, not a curated record. Gene Ontology annotation, molecular function: nucleic acid binding. NCBI's taxonomy places the organism in Eukaryota, Metazoa, Chordata, Mammalia, Carnivora, Felidae.